AUGAGGUCGCAGGCUGAACCAAGACUCAUACCCAAGAAUUAUCAGCAGUUCCUGGCCUUGGUGUUUACAGUCAGAGAGGUCAACAAGGAUCUGGUUCUCCUGCCCAACAUCACCCUUGGCUUCCACAUCUAUGACAAUCGCCAGACUGAGAAGAAUAUUUUCUUAAUCAGCCUCUCCUUGGUCUCCACCCGAGGCCAAAUGGUUCCAGGUUACAAAUGUGACAAUCAAGACCCUCUGCUCUCUGUCAUUGGAGGUCUCAACUCUAAAUCGCCAAAGCGGAUGGCCUCCAUCUUCAGCAUCUUCAAGGUCUCACAGCUAGGCAUUGGCUUUGAGUUCUCUCGGGGAGAGAGAAGUGUUUAUCCGUCCUUCUUCCGGAUUAAUUCCAAGGAUUUUGCUCAGUAUGUGGGCUUAGUCCAGCUGCUCCUGCAUUUCCAAUGGAACUGGGUUGGGCUGAUAGCCAACGAAGAUGACAGUGGAGAACAUUUCAUCUCAUCUCUGAUGCCAAUGCUGAAGGAGAAGGAGAUCUGCCUGGCCUUCACUCAAAUGUUGAAAUCAGAUAAUUUUCUCAUUACAGUGCAUAAAUUUGUUCUUUUUUUAAACAACUGUUGUAAAGCUGACAUGGUUAUUCUCUUUGGAGACCCUCACACUAAUGCACAUAUACAGUCAGCUCUGCAUUUCGUAAAGUUCACAAAGUCAUCGCUUCAGAAAGUUUGGAUCCUAACUUCCCAAUGGAGGCAUAAUGUUGGGGCAGCUAAAGACACAUUUCAAGUUGUAAAGCCCUUCCAUGGGGCUUUGCAGUUAAGGGACCACACAGGGGAUAUCUCAGGAUUCAGCCAUUUUCUCAUGUCUUUGGACCCUUUGAACUCACAAGGGGACAUUUUUCUCCCGCAAUGGUGGGCAAAAGUCUUUGACUGCAAGAUCCAUAAACCAAGAAAGAAGCAAAAACAAUGUACAGGAAAGGAGAAUUUGCAGAAUGUGCCAACUCAUAUUUUUGAAACCAGCAUGACAGGUGAAAGUUACAACAUCUACAAUGCCAUUUAUGCUGUGGCACAUGCAUUGCAUGCCAUGUAUGGAUCAGGAGCCCAAUCAGCCAGGAUGAGGCUUGGAAAGAAGAUCUCAAAUGUCCAGCCAUGGCAGAUCCUUACCCAUUUGGGGAAUGUCCACUUCAACAAUUGUGCUGGGGAUGAAAUCUCCUUCUCAGAAAAUGGUCUGGGAUCUUCUCAAUAUGAUCUUCUCAACUGGGUUUUCCUCCCCAAUCAAUCUUUCGUCCCUGUGAAAGUUGGACAAAUAGAUCCUGGGGCUUCCCCUGGCCAAGAUUUCACCAUUAGCUCUGAUGAAAUCAUCUGGGCCACAAAGAAGGCGCCCCUUGGAAGGUGUGGCAUGAAGAGGUGCCACGCAGGAGAGAGGAGACUUGUUCCAGAAGGCAAGCAGGUCUGCUGCUAUCAAUGUGACCCUUGUCCAGAAGGGACCAUUUCUGAUAAGACAGAUGCAGCUGCCUGUGAACCUUGUCCAGAAGACCGAUAUCCCAACAAGGACAAGGACCAAUGCAUUGCCAAAAAGAUCCACUUCCUUGCCUAUCAAGAGACCCUGGGAUACACUUUAGUUUCUUUCACUCUUACUCUCUCUGUGAUCACAAUAGCAGUCCUGGCCAUUUUCCUUAAACAUCGUGACACACCAAUUGUCAAGGCCAACAACCGAGAUCUCACCUACAUCCUCCUGGUCUCCCUCCUGCUCUGCUGCCUCUGCUCCUUUCUCUUCAUUGGUCAACCAGGGACCAUCACCUGUCUCUUACGACAAACUGCCUUUGCCAUUCUCUUUUCCCUUGCAGUUUCUUCUGUCUUGGCAAAAACCAUCAUGGUGGUUCUGGCCUUCAUGGCCACCAAGCCAGGGAACAAGUCAAGGAAACUCUUAGGAAAACCACUGACCAACUCCAUUGUCUUAGGCUGUCCCCUGAUCCAGGCAGCUCUUUGUGUCACCUGGCUGGUAACAUCUCCCCCAUUUCCCAACAUGGACUUCCACUCUUUGGUAGGAGAGGCCAUCUUGGAGUGCAAUGAAGGCUCAGCCUUGAUGUUUUAUGCUGUCCUCACCUACCUGGGUUUCCUGGCCUUCGUCAGUUUCACGGUGGCCUUUCUGACUAGGAAAUUGCCUGACAGCUUUAAUGAAGCCAAGUUCAUUACUUUCAGCAUGCUCGUCUUUUGCAGUGUUUGGAUCACCUUCCUCCCCACCUACCUGAGCACCAAAGGGAAGUCCAUGGUGGCUGUGGAGAUCUUCUCCAUCUUGGCCUCUGGGGCUGGUAUCUUGGCUUGUAUCUUUUCCUCCAAAUGCUACAUUAUCCUAUUCAGGCCUGAUCUGAAUUGUAGAGAUAAUAUCAUGAGGCACAAGAAUCUGUGA
Molecule: messenger RNA, 2391 nt
Organism: Thamnophis elegans (Western terrestrial garter snake)
Lineage: Eukaryota; Metazoa; Chordata; Lepidosauria; Squamata; Natricidae
Product: vomeronasal type-2 receptor 26-like
Exons: 6
Coding region: 1-2391 (796 amino acids)
Biological process (GO): G protein-coupled receptor signaling pathway
Cellular component (GO): membrane
Molecular function (GO): G protein-coupled receptor activity
Source: RefSeq, a predicted model, not a curated record